Messenger RNA from Olea europaea var. sylvestris, 1180 nucleotides. Its product is annotated as GDSL esterase/lipase CPRD49-like. The transcript is spliced from 6 exons. Bases 286 to 1056 code for a protein of 256 amino acids. NCBI's taxonomy places the organism in Eukaryota, Viridiplantae, Streptophyta, Magnoliopsida, Lamiales, Oleaceae. Gene Ontology annotation, molecular function: hydrolase activity, acting on ester bonds. The record is from RefSeq and is a predicted model, not a curated record.
CUUAACAUUUCACAUAAACCGUUUCGACCACCUUAAGGCCAUGUCUGCCAAUACUUAUAAUUAAUUACAAAGUAUUGGGUCAUUUGACAUUUUCUACCACUCUACUAACAAACCACCUAAGUGCUUGCUAGCGAUCGGGCGGGGCCGGAAAAGAUUCUUGUUUAUUGGUUCAUUCUCUCACCGUUCAGUUCUCCAGCGAUUAAUGCAGAGAAGAGUGAAAUAAAAACAGAGAGAUUAUCAUUUAUCAGAAACUGCUCAAAAAUUCCCAGGCAAGAAGAUAAAAAGAUGGUGGGACCAAAGAGGCCUCUCUUUGUGCUGUUUGGAUCGUCAAUAGUUCAGCUCAGUUUCAGCAAUGGUGGAUGGGGUGCCAUACUUUCCGACAUCUACGCUCGUAAAGCUGAUGUAAUAUCACGCGGCUACUAUGGUUGGAAUUCUCGACGAGCUAUCCAAGUCCUUGAUCAAAUUUUUCCUAAGGAUGCUGCUAUUCAGCCUUCAUUGGUGAUCGUAUAUUUUGGAGGUAAUGAUUCUAUGGGACCUCACUCAUCUGGACUAGGUCCUCACGUACCACUUCCGGAGUAUAUUGAAAACAUGAGAAAAAUAGCAACCCAUCUCAAGAGCCUAUCGGACACAACUCGCAUAAUCUUUCUCAGUUGUCCACCUGUCAACGAGGCUAAACUUCAUGAAAACAGAAGUCCAUACCUCAGCGAGCUAGUUCGAACAAAUGAAUUAUGCCGGAAUUAUUCAGAAGCUUGUAUAGAGUUGAGCAAGGAGAUGCAUAUAAAGGUUGUUGAUCUUUGGACUGCAAUUCAGAAACGAGAAGAUUGGUUAACUGCUUGCUUUACAGAUGGAGUUCACUUAGCUGCUGAGGGCAGUAAGAUAGUUGUAGAAGAAAUACUCAAGGUGCUGAAGGAAGCUGAAUGGGAGCCAUCACUCCACUGGAAAUCCAUUCCCACUGAAUUUGCAGAGGAUUCUCCCUGUGAUCUAGUUGCUUCUGAUGGAAAAACCACCUUGAAUCCGUCUGAAUGGACUUUUCACAGAGAAAUUCAAUGGGACUAGACUCGUUCAAUCGUCGUUUCAUGGGAUUCCUUGUGUCUAAAAUGCUAUAGGUGGGAGAAAAUGAAGAUAUAAUAUUAUAUGGAAUUGCAUUGGCUCUAUGAAUGGAAUUUACUUCAUUUUAUAA